Molecule: messenger RNA, 420 nt
Organism: Dracunculus medinensis (Guinea worm)
Lineage: Eukaryota; Metazoa; Nematoda; Chromadorea; Rhabditida; Dracunculidae
Source: the annotation of a GenBank genome assembly
AUGAAAUAUUUAUUGUUCCUCCUUGUGAAAUUGAUCUCAACAAAUGUUUCAAUCGUAAAUGGUAGCAAUAUUCAUGCCAGAUUCAAGCGCAACAAUAUUCCUUGCGGAACUAGCUUUACGCCAUGUUCUAGGAGUUUAUUAUCAUUGGGUAUUUUUAAUAAUGUGAUUGGUGAUAAAGAAAACGAAUUAGAAAGUAUUCCGUUGAGAAGAUCAGAUUAUGCCGAUGUUAGCCACAUUAUUGAACCACUACUUAUCGUUAAUUCAACACGGGACGCCAAACUUGAAAUCGACAAAUUAUUCAACCAAACUGAACAAGCAAUAUUUACAGAUAGAAAGAAAAAUGAGUUCCAUGCGCCUGAAUUUCUUCAAACCUCAAAAUUACAAGGUGUAGGAAUCGAACAUUCACUUAAUCUCAGUUGA